AUGAACUUCUCUGAGAAAUCACCACCCAAGUGGGCUUCUUUUGCCUCACACCGACGUUCAUCCGGUCAAGAAACACAAAUGAGAGCAGAGCCGGCUCCUAAGAAAUCAUGGAGAUCGAAAUUCAGAAGUCCAAUCACAUUCAACCCCAACUCUAACUCCAACUCCAACAAUGAAACCACCGACCUCCCACCACCCUACUCAGCCAACCCAAUUCCCCCCAGAACCCUACAGCAACACCAAUCAGCAAACACGCCCACAGACCCGGAAUCAGCCUACACGUUCCUCAACACAUUCGACACAAUCUUCCUAGUAGACGACAGCACAAGCAUGAAAGGCUCAAACUGGACCUCAGCCGCCACCGCAAUCGCAGCAAUCGCCCCAAUCUGCACAGCCCACGACCCAGACGGAAUAGACAUCUACUUCCUAAACCAGCCAGCCAGCAGCAACGUGCACUACAACAUAACAACUCCCAGUCAAGUGCACGAAAUCUUCCAAAGCGCGCAACCGCGCGGUGCGACACCCAUCGGUAAAAGGCUGAAUGAUAUUCUGCGGCCGUACAUGGCGCGUGUGGAACGCAUGCAAACUGCCCAGAAACAUGGUGAUAAUGGGGAAUUGUAUGUGCGGCCGGUGAAUAUUAUUGUUAUUACUGAUGGGGUGUUUACGGAUGAUGCUGAAAGUGUUAUUGUGGGUGUUGCAAGGAAAUUGGAUUUGAUGGAUGCUAUUGCUUGGCAGGUGGGCAUUCAGUUUUUUCAGGUUGGGCGCGAUGAGAGUGCUAGAUUGUAUUUGCAGGAGUUGGAUGAUUUUCUGGGGGGAGGUGUCGGGAUGGGUUGA
Penicillium canescens is the source of this 831-nucleotide messenger RNA. RefSeq lists its product as uncharacterized. Bases 1 to 831 code for a protein of 276 amino acids. The record is from RefSeq and is a predicted model, not a curated record. NCBI's taxonomy places the organism in Eukaryota, Fungi, Ascomycota, Eurotiomycetes, Eurotiales, Aspergillaceae. The transcript has a single exon.